AUGGAGAUAAGCGGGGCCUCUUCUGGAUCCCAGGUUCCGCAAACAGCCACCUCCACCCAUAUACCAGUCACAGUGGCCGGAACCCUACUCAGGGGCCCCCAGUUGCUUUUGAGGGCAACAGAGAAAUAUCCCCGCACUCCAAAGUGCGCCCGCUGCCGGAAUCACGGGGUGGUGUCGGCCCUCAAGGGCCACAAGCGUUACUGUCGCUGGAAGGACUGUAUGUGCGCCAAGUGCACCCUGAUCGCGGAGCGCCAGAGAGUCAUGGCCGCGCAAGUUGCGCUCCGCAGGCAGCAGGCGCAGGAGGAGAACGAAGCUCGGGAGCUGCAGCUGCUCUACGGGACCGCGGAGGGACUGGCCCUGGCGGCGGCAAACGGCAUCCUCCCCCCCAGGCCGGCCUAUGAAGUGUUUGGGUCGGUGUGUCCUGAGAGUAGUUCAGAAACAAAAAUCCAGAAGUUUGACCUGUUCCCCAAUACCCUCAUUUCCAGGUCUGUCACCCCUCAGCAACUGACCCCUGGUGCAAAACCGGUGACCCCGGACAGUGAAUCAGUCACUGGAAGUGCCCAGGGUGCCUCCUCUCCAGAAGGGAGGCCAGGUUCUGGUUCUGAAAAUGGGGAUGGUGAAUCCUUCCUAAGCUCCCCCAUGUCCAAAGUCAUGAAAGAAGGUGAGGAGAGCCCAAGCUCCAUCAGCCCACUGGGGUCUGAAUCUGGAUCUGAUGCAGAAAAAGAUGAGCAGGACCCAAGUUCUUCUUCUUCAGCCAGGCAGAGGACACCCAUAGACAUCCUGACCAGGGUGUUCCCCACCCAGAAGAGGAGUGUUUUGGAGCUUGUACUUCAAGGAUGUGGAGGGGAUGUGGUCCAAGCAAUAGAGCAAAUAUUGAACAACAGAGGGCAGGAAAAGGGUGAUGAAACCUGGUCUAGAGAAGCUGCCCUGCAAAGUAUCCAACCAUCAGUGUCCACCACACAUAGACCCCUCAUAGCUGGGGCCAUUACCCCUACCAUUGGGACACUAGGAAGCAGGUCUGCCUUUUCUCCACUGCAGCCCAAUUCUACCCACUUUGGAACAGAGACCAGCACCUACCAGUUGGGUGGACAUUUUGGACUGAACCCUUUAAGGUUGGCAUAUUCUGCCCACAGCAGGGGACUUGCCUUCAUGACCCCAUAUUCCACAGCAGGGUUCAUGCCCACACUAGGGUUUCGUCCCCCCAUGGACUAUGCAUUUAGUGACUUAAUGAGGGACAGGGCUAAUGUCCACAAAGACCAAGUCUACACCAAUGGGCUUUACGGUUCUGUAGUCAACAAUGCUACAGAGAAACAAUAA
This is a messenger RNA of Bufo bufo (common toad), 1317 nucleotides long. It is a transcript of the gene DMRTA2, whose product is annotated as DMRT like family A2. Gene Ontology annotation, cellular component: nucleus. The coding region runs from base 1 to 1317 and encodes 438 amino acids. The record is from RefSeq and is a predicted model, not a curated record. The transcript has 2 exons. Gene Ontology annotation, biological process: germ cell development; sex differentiation; regulation of transcription by RNA polymerase II. Gene Ontology annotation, molecular function: RNA polymerase II cis-regulatory region sequence-specific DNA binding; protein binding; DNA-binding transcription factor activity, RNA polymerase II-specific. Lineage: Eukaryota; Metazoa; Chordata; Amphibia; Anura; Bufonidae.